Chrysemys picta bellii (western painted turtle) is the source of this 3445-nucleotide messenger RNA. NCBI's taxonomy places the organism in Eukaryota, Metazoa, Chordata, Testudines, Emydidae. The record is from RefSeq and is a predicted model, not a curated record.
CUCCCACUUGUUUUCAAGUAGAUGCCCCUCAGGUGUAAAACAGUGCCCCUCACUCUAGGAGUCUGUUUUACUAAGAAUGUAAGAUCCUAAUCUUGUGCAAAGAUUGUAACAUGAUUCAAACCCACAGCAAUACUGUGGCAAAUGCACUUGUCCAUGCAGGAAGACAGGCAGGAAAUCAGUUGCCACAUUUCUCGAAAUGUUCUUUCAGCAUGCAAUGUUCAGCCAGCAAUUACUCUUUUUUUGUUGUUGUUAAUCUUUUAUACUUUGCAGGCUAGAAUGGAAAACCUAUUUGCUUUUGGAAUCUGGCUUUUUGAAAAGUUUCAUGAAUGGUCUUGAGUUGCUAAUGGACAUAUCCUGUAUUCCCUCUACAAAUAUAUUUACUACAAUUAAAAAAAAAAUCCGUGUUAUUAUCUUAUUGGAUUUCUAAUGAUUGAAUGUUUUGGAAGUCAUCUUUUGCUAAUGGAUUGAAGGUCAAAUAAGUUUUACAGCUAAGGGCAAAAGGUAAUUAAACCAGUGUAUUAGAAUAUGCAUUAACUAGAGAUGUGGCUAAAAAAGUUAAACUUCAGAUUUCAAACCUUCCCCAGAAAGUGCAGAGGUUGAGAUCUGGAGGUUUGCUUCAUACGCAUCGCUAAUGCAAACCUAUAGGAAAAAUAUUUAAUAACUUCUCUGUUAAUAUAGUACAGGCCUAGUUUGGGUAAUCAAAAAUCUGAGUUUAGUUUGGGCCUGUUUAGUUUAAACAUGUUUUGUUCAAAUAAGUUCAUUUUUAGUUUGAAUGAAUAGCUCAAAAAUAGGAAAUCAGGAAAUAAGCACUUAGCUACAGGAGAUAGGGGUCCCUUCCAAAGAACCAAGUAUGCCCUUUCUAAGUUACUUUAUCUUUGUUCUUUCUAUAUUUUUGUUCAUUGUCCCAGAUGUCAGUUACCAAUAACGGCUAUUAAUGUUACAUUGCUUGCUCAGCAAUGCAAUUUCCUUUAAGCUUUCCUUUCAAGGAAGUGAAACUACUUCACUGUAAUUUUUGCACUUUGAGUUGCCAAAGUGAAAUGGAGCAAUUCAGGCUGAAAAGAAAAAGGUAGUUCAGAAGAAAAUGCUUUUAUGAGGUUGUCACAGAGAGAGGAUGAAAAAACUUUAAAUCUGUAUCAGAUUCCGAUGCUAUUUGAGGGGAGUAUAUUAGGCUACUGUGAUAAAGUAUUGAUGUUAAAUUUAAUUAACAAGCUACCAGUCCAGUCUUCACCUCAUACACAUUGUGACUAUACCUGAAACGUGACUUUGGCAUCACCAUCUCAGUAAAAGCUGUAAUUCUACUUGUUGAUGAACAAGUUGGAAAGGUACUUUGUAACCCAUCAUAGUGCUCCUAUCAAAGCAGAAGAAAUCUGUAUAAAUUUGUGGAACAUCAGAAAUCAUUGAGAUUUGUGGCCUUAACAAAUAAAGCCAGGGAAGGACAAUAUUCCUGGUUUGGUGAGAAGAUGAUCAAGGAGCAUUUAGGAAACAUAGGGGAUGUGGUUUUAAUUAUUUUUGUUAUAGUAAAGUGGCAAUCAUAAUUCAAAGGAAGCUCAUCUUUACUUGAUAAAAAUAGAUCUCUACUAUCCUAAGCACUGUGGCCACGGAUAUCUUCAAUUCCAAAAACUUGGCCGUUCAGGCCCAGAAGAAGAUCCUUGGCAAAAUGGUAUCCAAAUCAAUAGCAACUACCUUGAUAGAUGACACCAGCAGUGAUGUUUUAGAUGAGCUCUACAGAGUGACAAGGGAAUACACUCAAAACAAGAAAGAAGCAGAAAAAAUCAUUAAAAAUCUCAUCAAAACAGUCAUCAAAUUGGCAAUUCUCUACAGGAAUAACCAGUUUAAUCAGGAAGAAAUAGCACUGAUGGAGAAGUUUAAGAAGAAGGUUCAUCAGCUGGCUAAAACCGUGGUCAGUUUUCAUCAGGUGGAUUAUACCUUUGACAGGAUUUUUUUGUCCAAAUUGUUGAAUGAUUGUAGAGAGAUACUUCAUCAAAUCAUCCAACGCCACCUAACUGCAAAAUCACAUGGACGUGUCAACAACGUGUUUGAUCAUUUCUCUGAUUGUGAAUUUUUGGCUGCCUUAUACAAUCCCUUCGGACCUUAUAAGCCCCACUUGCAGAAACUCUGUGAUGGUGUCAACAAAAUGCUAGAUGAGGGAAACAUAUAAGUACUCGCAUUACGGUUGACUGCUCGUGUAUAAUUUGUAGAAGGAACACUGCUGAUUUAUGAAGGAAUAAGGGACCAUACAAAAGUAGUUUUUAUAAUAUAACAGAUGCUUCAGAAAAAUCUUUACCAAACUGAGUAUUAUGAGCCAUCUAUUGCUAUUCCCAGUCAACCUGGAACAAAGACUUCGAACAAUACUGCUUUAGUGUGCUUUGCCUAAGGAAACGGCUAGAUAAAGGUUGUGAAACAGAGCUGCUCAAGUAGAGGAAGACUCUUGUGAAGUAUAUGAUAAAAUGAAAUUAUAUGUAGUCAAACAAUCCAACGAUGUAAUUUUACAUUUAGAGUAAUAUUUAUAAAUCAUCAAAAGGCUAUUUUUUUUUGUAUCAGACUAGCAUGGUGAUGGUACAUUCUGUAAUUUCUUUAACUCACAUGUUAAAAAGAGAGAAUAUAUAUUUGAUGCAUUUAUAUUCACAUGUGCUCUAUGUAGAUGUGUAGAUAACCGCUUCCUUGAGCUGCCUUUAUGAACAGUUCAGUUUUACAGUUGUCAUAUCCCUGAUACUUUUGUGCAGCAUUUGAACUGCAUUGUUAAUCUGCAGUCCAGUAAUGAAAAUCAGUUGUUUGAAAACCUACCCAGUGACCCUUGCAGAUCAACUCUGAUGCCUGUUAAGUUUGAUUAUUUCAGAAACAGUAAACUACAAUAAUUCAGCCUGGCUUGGAAAAUGCAUUCUACAGACUGAAUAGUGUGUUGUAGAAGAAAGCACCUGUGAUCUAUAAUUCUGUUUCAGAAUUUUAAAACUCCAUGUGCAAUUAAAAGAUAAAAUGCAGUGAGUGAGCUAAGAACGCUCAUUAAUUAACAUGCGAGUCCUACUACUAUAUCCAUCCUCUUCUGAAAACGUAAGGGUUGAUGUAUUUCUGCACAUUAAGAUAACGCAUAUGGUAAUGUGAAUUUAGAUAACAUAAGCAUCUGAAGGCUAAAUAAAUUCCACAGCAGUUUGCUUUGUAUAUAGCGAGCUUAUGUUGUUGGGUUACAUAUAGUAACAACUGUUUAACAAAUAGAGAGAAGGCAUUUACAAUACCACAGAUUAAAUCAAAAAAUGUUAUCUAGUUCUUUUCACUGGUACAAAAAAUAUGUGACUCCCAAACACUGUAACGUGCUAAAACAUUUCAAACACCUGAGGAAUUUUUGUGCAGAAGCUUAUAAAGAACUUUGCAAUGUAUUUAAUUGCCAAGUUUUUUUGCUGUUUGAUAUGUCUUCUAUUUUAUGAGUAAACCAAAGAAUGUUUGCACUCCA